CGGAGGCAGGGCCGGGAGGGCGGCAGAAGAUGGCGAGGGUGUGUAGGCGGCAGCAAUGCUCCGCUGAGAGACGCGGCUUUCGGCAAGAACUGGACUCGUGGCGCCACAAGCUCAUUCACUGUGUAGGUCCCGUUUCCCUCUGUGCGGCGGCCGGCGGGACCAUAAGGGCUUAACUCAUAUAUUUAACCCCCCUCCAAAAAGGUUUGAAAGUAUUCUUGAAGGGCUGUUUGGACCUGCAUUAUUAAAAGAUCUCAGUUUAUUUAAAGACUGUGAACCUGAAAGCAUUUCUGAUUGGACUUUCGAUGAAAAUUGUCUGUUCUGUUGCUUGAGAAGAGAUAAAGUAAAGGGACACUUAGUCGGUCUGGAUGAACCAGCUUCGGGAGCUGGGCAGGAAGCUGUGCUUAAGCAAGCAAAAAUCAUUCGAUUCGAGAGACAAGCAGAAGAGUUCCUCAAUGCAGUCUUUUAUAGAAAAGACAGUCCCUGGGUCUCCGACCCCAAUAUUCCCCUAGUGGCCCGUGAGAUCAUGCAGCGAAUGAUCCAACAAUUUGCUGCUGAAUAUACCUCAAAAAAUAGCUCUACUCAGGACCCCAGCCAGCCCAAUAGCACAAAGAACCAAAGCCUGCCGAAAGCAUCUCCAGUCACCACCUCUCCCACGGCUGCAACUACUCAGAACCCUGUGCUCAGCAAACUUCUCAUGGCUGACCAAGACUCACCUCUGGACCUUACUGUCAGAAAGUCUCAGUCAGAACCUAGCGAACAAGACGGUGUACUUGAUCUGUCCACUAAGAAAAGUCCAUGUGCUGGCAGCACUUCCCUGAGCCAUUCUCCAGGCUGCUCCAGUACACAAGGGAACGGUGAGAACUCAACAGAGGCAAUAGCAGUAGAUUCUAACAAUCAGUCGAAGUCCCCCCUGGAGAAGUUUAUGGUCAAACUGUGCACUCAUCAUCAGAAGCAGUUCAUUCGUGUUCUGAACGAUCUGUACACUGAAUCUCAGCCGGGCACCGAGGACCUGCGACCUUCCGACUCUGGAGCAAUGGAUGCAUCCACUUGCAAUGCUGGUUGCGCCCAGCUAGGCACCAAACAUAAGGAAAAUGAUGCUUUGUGUCUCGAUAUGAAGUCUCCUCCUUCUGCAGACUUGACACUAGGCUCAUCAGGCUCUCACAGCCCUCUGUGCUUGGCAGAAAAGGCCAUGAAGGAGUCUCCUCCCGAGACAAACUCUGUAGAUGGAAGAGAGAAUGCCUUGACUGUUGUCCAGAAAGAUUCCUCUGAACUUCCAACCACUAAACCUAAUUCUGGGAGUUCAGUGGAUAGUGUCACUCCGGGAUACCUCAGUACAUCUAACUCUUCCUUGUUCAACUUCCAUCACAUCUCCAAGAGCUUGGAGGGGCAAACCACUGGACAGGAGCAAGACACAAGUGUGAAAAUGCGUGAGGAUGGCAAAGACCAUGUGCAGAGUUCAGCUUUAGUAGAAAGUCUAAUUGCAGGAAAAAUGGCAGCUGAGAAUAAUGAGGAGAACAGCAGCUGUGUUGUUUCUCAAAGAAAUUCAUUCAAAGCUUUAUCAGAAGAGGCUUGGGACUCAGGGUUUAUGGGGAAUUCAUCUAGAACUGCUGACAAAGAGAAUACUUUACAGUGUAGUUCAAAAACACUUUUGCGCCAGGACUUAGAGGCAAGUGAACAAGAUUCAAGGCCAAAGCAAGAGAACCAUCUUCACUCACUAGGAAGAAAUAAGGUGGGGUACCAUUUGCAUCCCAGUGAUAAGGGCCAGUUUGAUCAUUCCAAAGAUGGUCGGUUAGCUCCCAGCCCCAUGCCAGCUGUGCACAAAGCAUCUAAUGGACAUUCACGAACCAAGAUGCUACCAGCUUCCAUCAAGACAGCUCGGAAGGGUAAAAGGGCAUCAGGACUGAGGAUAAAUGAUUAUGAUAACCAGUGUGAUGUCGUUUAUAUCAGUCAGCCAAUAACAGAAUGCCACUUUGAGAAUCAAAGAUCAAUAUUGUCUUCUCGGAAAACAGCUAGAAAGAGUACUCGAGGAUACUUUUUCAAUGGGGAUUGUUGUGAGCUGCCAACUGUUCGCACGCUGGCCAGAAAUUUACACUCCCAGGAGAAAGAAAGCUGCUCCACCCUGGUGUCAGAGGCAGUGGUCACUACCAAGCAGACGUCGGAGGCCGUGGUCACUCCCAAGCCGACGUCAGAGGCUGUGGUCACUCCCAAGCCGACGUCGGUGGCGGUGGUCACUCCCAAGCAGACGUCGGAGGCAGAGGUCACUCCCAAGCAGACGUCGGAGGCCAUGGUCACACCCAAGCAGACGUCGGAGGCCGUGGUCACUCCCAAGCAGACGUCGGAGGCGGUGGUCACUCCCAAGCAGACGUCGGAGGCCGUGGUCACACCCAAGCAGACGUCGGAGGCGGUGGUCACUCCCAAGCCGACGUCGGAGGCGGUGGUCACUCCCAAGCAGACGUCGGAGGCCGAGGUCACUCCCAAGCAGACGUCGGAGGCCGUGGUCACUCCCAAGCAGACGUCGGAGGCGGUGGUCACUCCCAAGCAGACGUCGGAGGCCGUGGUCACUCCCAAGCCGACGUCGGAGGCGGUGGUCACUCCCAAGCCGACGUCGGAGGCCGUGGUCACUCCCAAGCAGACGUCGGAGGCGGUGGUCACACCCAAGCAGACGUCGGAGGCCGUGGUUACACCCAAGCAGACGUCGGAGGCCGUGGUCACUCCCAAGCAGACGUCGGAGGCGGUGGACACUCCCAAGCAGACCCUUGUAAUUUCAGCCCCGAGACCUAUUGUAGAUGUGCAGCUUCCCAGAGAAGACAACACUGAAGAGCCUAGUAAAGAAAUAACCUCCCUCAAGGAAGGAGACAGAAAUGAUUCAUCUGGAAAGGAAUCUCAAGAGCCCGAGGUUUGCCCCACAGUGAAUAAACCCAAUCCAAGCAGCUCGCCAAGGUCAGAGGAAAUGACAGCCUCCGGCCUGCUGUGGCCUAUCCCUGCUUGCCUUCCUAAAGAGGACAUGCUCGAAGGCAACUCCAUGGUCUCAGUUCCUAUGGCAAGUGGGAUAUCUUCCCCUGAGCAAGACCAACAACCAGUUGAACUGCUGGAUACAAAGGAGAUGAAUGAACCUGAAGACUGUCACCUGGUUCCCUCUACUGAGAGCAUUUCUGAGGAAGGCAGUGAAGAUGUUGUUUCUAGGCCUUGUUCUUCUCCUGAAACAGUCUGUAGAGUGGAAAGUCCUCUGUGCUCAGAAAAUCAAAGUCCCCCAAUGCACUUGGAGCCUCCCGCGAGCCUGGGAAAGGCUGAGGAUGAACAAAGCAUCAGUACUGAGGCCGAAACUGAGGAUGUUCAGGAGCUAUAUACUGAGAGCAGCACUUUUACUAAGGAAAACCCCAGUCAAAGUGAGGAAAGUGAGACAGCAGGUGAUACAGGAAAAUCAGAGGAAGAGGGCAGUGAUAUAAAACAUCCUUCAGAAAAAGAUCUGUGUGAACAAAACAUUGACUCACCUGAGGAGAACUCCGACAAGAAGAAGAAAAGUAAAAAAUUCCCCGAGGCCUCUGACAGGUGCCUAAGAAGUCAACUUUCAGAUUCUUCCUCUGUUGACAAGGGCCUAAGGAAUCAAAGUUCAGGUUCUUCCUCUGUUUGUCCUGAAGUCAAGGUUUCUAAAAAUCCUGGUGCAAAACGUUCUAAAAAAGAAGGGUACCCUGGUGGGACAACCCCUGAGAGCUUCCUGACCGAGGGUCUCCAUCCAAAAGCUGUGGAGGACACCGAGAACCUGGAUGCUAAUGAAAAUCCCUCUGAGAAGGAUGCUGAGUGGGAGAAUGAAGGAGGUGGGAUCAUCACCAGGCAGACUUUUAAAAACAUGCUGGCGAAAGAGGUGCAAGGGGAAGAAGGAGGUAUUUUCCCCAGCAGCGAUCCUGCAACUAUAGUUGGCCAGCCCCUGCCUGGAGAGAGACUGGAAAUCUAUGUCCAGUCUAAGUUAGGUGAGAAAAAUGCUCAUGACCCCUUAGAAAGUGUCCCGUGUACUUUACCAGAGCAAUCAGAAGAGAACCGAGGACCUCCUCCUGCACAAGAUGUGGAGGAGGUUGUAAAUGAGGUGGACAGUGCAGACACCCAGCAUAAAGGUGAGCAUAGCAAUGUGCCAGCCAGUGCACUUGGAUUGUCAGUUAGUGGAGGUGGUGACACUGCUGGACCCCCAAAAUGGGCACCAAGGCUCACAAGACAGACCUCUUUGACCUACAACCUAAGACAUGCUCAUUCUCUGGACCCCUUGGAUACUACAAAAGUGACUUCAGAAAAGGAAGCAGCACAAGAAAACCCAGCACCAAAGGACGAUGAAGCUUCAGAGAGCAGAGAUUCCUUAGAAGAGGAUGAUGUGGAAGCAGUGGUUGAUGACCAGCCAAAGUUUGUGGAAUGGUGUGCUGAGGAGGAAAACCAGGAGCUGAUCGCCAACUUCAACGCCCAAUAUGUAAAAGUUCAGAAGGGCUGGAUCCAGUUGGAGAAAGAAGGCCAGCCAACACCAAGAGCAAGGAACAAGUCAGACAAACUGAAGGAGAUUUGGAAGAGCAAGAAAAGGUCACGGAAAUGCAGGGGUUCGUUGGAGGCUCAGAAGCUUUCUCCUGUUCAGAUGCUGUUUAUGACAAACUUUAAACUAUCUAAUGUUUGUAAAUGGUUCUUAGAGACAACUGAAACCCGGUCUCUGGUAAUCGUGAAGAAGCUCAAUACUCGUCUUCCAGGAGACACUCCCCCUGUCAAGCAUCCUCUUCAGAAAUACUCACCUUCCAGCCUGUACCCCAGUUCAGUACAGGCUGAACGCCUGAAAAAACACUUGAAGAAAUUUCCCGGAGCUACUCCUGCUAAGAACAACUGGAAAACACAGAAGCUUUGGGCUAAAUUUCGAGAGAAUCCUGACCAAGCAGAGCCAGAGAAUGGCAGUGACCUCAGCAUUGGCCCCGGUUCUGAAGACAACAAAGAGGAAGUCAAGGAAGGUAGAAAUAGCCAUCCUCCCACAAGCUCACCUACUCCAGCCAGUACCCGGAUCCUUAGAAAAUAUUCCAAUAUUCGAGGGAAGCUCAGAGCCCAGCAACGCUUGAUCAAGAAUGAAAGAAAGGAAAGCCCAGUCGGUCUGGCUGUGGAAGGUAAACAGACUUGUAAAAGUGUGUGCAUCAACCCUCUGAUGUCCCCCAAGUUUGCCCUGCAAGUGGAUGCAAAUGGGUUUCCCAUUAAGCCCAAGAGAACUGAAGGAAUGAAAGGGAAGAAAGGGAAGCAGACGCCUGAAAUCUUGCCGAAAACAGAAGUUCAGAAUAAACGCAAGAGGACCGAAGGUGGCAGCACUCAGGACAGGAAGGACAGGGGACCUGUGAUGAAAGCCAGCAAAGAAAAGAAUAUUGAUGGAGCCACCAAAACCCCUGCUGCCAAGAAACCAGCUGCAAGGGACAGGGUCAGCCAAAUGUCCAAAAAGAUAUCUUUGAAAGAGAAUAAAGUGAAGAAUCCUAAAAAGUCCUCUGGGAAGAACCGCCCUCCCUCCAGGAGAGAAAAAGAGAAUACAAACAAAAGACCUACCCAGCCCACUGCCUUGGAGACAGUGACAAAACCUGCAAAGCAAAAAGGGGCAGGUGAAUCCUCUUCAAGGCCACAGAAAACCGCAAACAGGAAGCCGAGCAGUGGAAAGGCUCGGGCCAGACCCUCGACGAAAACCCCAGAGAACAGUGCAGCCCAGAGGAAGCGAAAGCUGAAGGCAAAGCUGGACUCUUCCCACAGCAAGCGGAGGCGGCUGGAUGCAAAGUGAUCGAAGGGUGGUAGCCAAGAGUAAAACUGUUCUAUAGAAGUAACCCUUUAUUUUGCAUUAACUAAAUUCGCUUUUAUAAGCUUAUCAAGCCUUUCAAAUCUGCAGUUAAUGAAGACCACCACACUUUAGAUGUCAGAAAAUGCAUCUCAGAUGGAGAAGGGAACUUGCAGAGUCUUUCUCUGAGGCUGAGUAA
This is a messenger RNA of Pteronotus mesoamericanus, 5966 nucleotides long. RefSeq names its product ligand dependent nuclear receptor corepressor (gene LCOR). Lineage: Eukaryota; Metazoa; Chordata; Mammalia; Chiroptera; Mormoopidae. Bases 524 to 5773 code for a protein of 1749 amino acids. The record is from RefSeq and is a predicted model, not a curated record. The transcript is spliced from 8 exons.